GGAAGCCUGGAAGUACACACAGAGUAACACAGAGGAGUAUUGACCUACUAACACAGAUCUGUGGAGCAUCGGCAGCAGCAGCAGCGGGCUGGAGCUGGGACACCCUGCAUAGGAGGCGCUGCUUCCCGGAUAGUGCCAUGUCCACCAGGAUGCUGCUGACCAACCAAGGUGGCAUGGCAUAUUGUGGGUAGACUGCAAAGAUGGUCACAGACUCCAAGCUUGAACUCCUGGGAAUAAAUAUUUAUAGCAGAUGGAAUUUCCUAUAAUUACGAUAUUAAUGUUCACACGGUUUAAGGAACGCUGUCAGAAAGUCUCCAGCAACCGUAGACUGUUCCCAAUGCCACUUGGCGCUGAUGCAGCUAAGGAAAAUGCCUACCUUUAAAAAAGAGGAAUGUGCUGAUACAAGGAAUAGUAUGGAGAACAUCCUUGUGCUUAAUCCUAGUGUGCCCGACAUGUCUGAAUCAAUGGACUCCAGUAAUGACAUGUUGUAUAAUGAAGGGUCGGUUUCAAAAAACAAGUCCUCCUCCUGUCGCAGGAAAAGGGAAUUUAUACCUGAUGAAAAGAAAGAUGCCAUGUACUGGGAAAAAAGAAGGAAAAACAAUGAGGCCGCAAAGCGAUCGCGUGAAAAACGCAGACUAAAUGAUAUGGUUCUAGAAAAUAAACUGAUUGCAUUAGGGGAGGAAAAUUCUAAUCUGAAAACGGAACUGCUCUCCCUAAAACUUAAAUUUGGAUUGAUAAGUUCUGCUUCCUAUGCUCAAGAGAUACAAAAAGUUACCAGUGCCACAGCUGUGUAUUUUCAGGAAUAUGCGGCUGCUAAAUCAAAUGCUGCGAGAUCUUUCUCAGGAGAACAUGAACAUCCUUUAAUGGGCAGUAGCUGUAUCUCUGUAAUCAAGCACUCCCCUCAGAGCUCUAUCUCUGACGUAUCUGAGGUAUCAUCUGGAGAACUUGUCCAUCCAACCCCUACCCAAAACACCUGCAUGAACUUUCAAAGGGUAAAGCAGGAACCCCUGGAAAUCGAGAACUUUGCUCGGGAACCUAGAGAAGAAAAUCCCUCCUAUGCCUCAUCUAUCUAUCGGAACUAUAUUGGAAGUACAUUUCCUGGGUACUCACAUUCUCCCCCACUUUUGCAAAUUAACAGUUCCUCCAGCAACUCACCGAGAACAUCGGAGGCUGAUGAGGGAGUGGUGGGGAAGACUUCUGAUGGGGAGGAUGAACAACAGGUUCCUAAGGGUCCUAUCCAUUCCCCUGUUGAACUGAAAACUGGUCAUACAACAGUUAUUAAAGUCCCAGAGGUGAACUCCUCUGCACUGCCUCAUAAACUGCGAAUUAAGUCAAAAGCAAUGCAGGUAAAAAUGGAAACACUGGAGAACGAUUUUGAUGCCACACAAAAACUCCCACUGCCAAUUGACAUGUCCUCAAAAAGGCACUUUCCUCUGGAAAAACAUAGUGAACCUCUGGUACAUUCUUCAUUGUCCCCCUUGUCAGUUCAAGUGACUAAUAUCCCAGACUGGCCUAUAAAAUCAGGACAAUGGCAUCAUAAGGAACUUGAUCAAAUCCCAAACCUUUGCAAAUCAUCUGUAAUUGCCGGAAUGUCAGACAAUGUCUACAAAGCUUCUGAGCCAGAGAACUUGUAUUUAAAACGAGGUAUCGCAAAUUUAUCUGCUGAUGUGGCCACACUUAAGAGACUUAUAGUAGCUCAAGAAAUCUGCACUUCAGAUUCCAGCUAAAUUACUACUGAAAUGAUUUCAGAUUCUUAAUGUAAAGGGUGUCGUUUGCAGUAAAUGAGUAUGUUUUGUAAGAUGCUGAUUUUCACUGGAAUCGUGACGUCAUUUCACUGUUUUGUUCCUGUAAUGAUGUCUACUAAAUAUUGUCUUUUCCUGUGCACAAUAUUCUGAAGACUAGAUUGUGUUACUAUGAUCACUAUGCCUUGUGUACAGUUACGUAGCUAUUGCAAGGUUGUAAAUAUCGGAAACAUUAUUUUUGCUGGUCUGUUCUAAACUGUGCAAGUUACCAGUUAUAAUAAAGUAUUGGUGACAACGAA
This is a messenger RNA of Bufo bufo (common toad), 2041 nucleotides long. RefSeq names its product nuclear factor, interleukin 3 regulated (gene NFIL3). The transcript is spliced from 2 exons. Gene Ontology annotation, cellular component: nucleus. Gene Ontology annotation, biological process: regulation of DNA-templated transcription; DNA-templated transcription; circadian rhythm. Gene Ontology annotation, molecular function: DNA binding; DNA-binding transcription factor activity. The coding region runs from base 354 to 1727 and encodes 457 amino acids. The record is from RefSeq and is a predicted model, not a curated record. Lineage: Eukaryota; Metazoa; Chordata; Amphibia; Anura; Bufonidae.